This is a messenger RNA of Cariama cristata (Red-legged seriema), 1476 nucleotides long. RefSeq names its product src-related kinase lacking C-terminal regulatory tyrosine and N-terminal myristylation sites (gene SRMS). The record is from RefSeq and is a predicted model, not a curated record. Gene Ontology annotation, molecular function: ATP binding; signaling receptor binding; non-membrane spanning protein tyrosine kinase activity. Bases 1 to 1476 code for a protein of 491 amino acids. Gene Ontology annotation, biological process: innate immune response; cell differentiation; cell surface receptor protein tyrosine kinase signaling pathway. NCBI's taxonomy places the organism in Eukaryota, Metazoa, Chordata, Aves, Cariamiformes, Cariamidae. Gene Ontology annotation, cellular component: extrinsic component of cytoplasmic side of plasma membrane. The transcript is spliced from 8 exons.
AUGGAGCAGUUUGUCCGGAAGCGUUUGACUUUCCUGACAUCCUUCUGGAACAAGCUCCGUCCCCGCUCUGUGCCGGAGAGCUGCUCACUGGGGUAUCUUGGUUCUGAUUCCGUUUCGCUGCACUCGGAGCCGAACUCCAUUUCCUUCAUCCCCAAGUCCUCUCUCUUUAUCGCUUUAUACGCUUUCACAGCCCGGAGCGCGGAGGAACUGAGCGUAAGCGCAGGGGACAAACUGCGUGUCCUCAGAGAAGAAGGCGAGUAUGUCUUAGCCCGCCGGCUGCUGGGGGAGCCAGCCAUGGGCUACGUUCCUGCUGCAUACGUGGCCAGCCUCAGCCAGGGCACCUCGACUCACCGGCCCUGGUAUUUCAGCAAGAUCAGCCGAAGCGAAGCUGAGCAGCUCCUGCUCUCGCCUCCCAACCAGCACGGCUCCUUCCUCGUCCGGGACAGUGAGAGCAGCAAGGGCGAGUACUCUCUCUCGGUGCGCAACCAGACGAAGGUCAGCCACUUCCGAAUCUGCAAGAGCCCCGGGGGCAGCCUCUACAUACAGAAGGGCCACCCCUUCCCCGACAUGGAGGAGCUCCUCGCCUUCUACAGCGCGCACUGGAAGGUCAUCCAGAGCCCCUUGCUGCAGCCCUGCAGCCCCGCGACCCCCCCCGAGAGGGACGGCUGGGAGCGCCCACGCUGGGAGUUCACCCUGCGGAGGAAGCUGGGUGAGGGCUACUUCGGAGAGGUGUGGGAAGGACUGUGGAGGAACACGGUGCCGGUGGCCAUCAAGAUCAUAAAAGCCGACAUGAAGGCAGAAGACUUCACCAAGGAGAUUCAGAACCUGAAGCGCCUGAGGCAUGAGAAGCUGAUCCAGCUGCAUGCCGUCUGCUCGCUGGAUGAGCCUGUGUACAUCAUCACUGAGCUCAUGCGGAAAGGCAACCUCCACAGCUACCUCAACAGUCCUGAAGGGAAGUCCCUGGGCACCUCCCACCUGCUCAACAUCGCCUGCCAAGUGGCAGAUGGGAUGAGGUACCUGGAGGAGAAGCACAUUGUCCACCGGGAUCUGGCAGCCAGAAACAUCCUGGUGGGAGAGGAACUCACCUGCAAAAUCGCCGAUUUUGGACUUGCCCGGCUCCUCAAGGAUGACAUUUAUUCCACCAGCAGCAGCACUAAAAUCCCGGUGAAGUGGACAGCCCCGGAGGCAGCCAACUACCGCACCUACUCCCUCAAGUCCGAUGUCUGGUCCUACGGGAUUCUGCUCUAUGAAGUCUUCACGUAUGGACAGAUCCCAUAUGAAGGAAUGACAAACCAAGAAACCGUACGGCAAAUCACCAGGGGCUACCGCCUUCCUCGGCCCAGCUCCUGCCCUCCUGAGAUCUACAGCAUCAUGCUGGAAUGCUGGAGCGGCAACACAGAGGAGCGUCCUACCUUCCUGGCCCUGCGGGAGAAGCUGGGCUUCAUCUACAGAUGGCUGCUCAGCUCUCUCUCCUGA